UCCUAACUUUACUUCUCUUUCUCCGCUCUCCUACCUUCUCCCUCUCUCUAAACUGAUUCCCCUCCAUCUGUUUCUGCCUUUAAGACAUAAGAAGCGUAUUUGGGACACAUGAAGUCCGGAAACACACCGUGAGCAGACAGGAUGGGAACAUCAGCAGUUAGAAACAGACAGCAGAGAGGGUUCCAGGCUGUGUGGGGCUGAAAGGACAGCGCCCGGUGGUUUGUGGAGCGGGAGCCGCUCAGGGAGGCUGCUGGGUUCCUCUGCUGUCUCUGGCUGAUCUCAGCUCCAUCAUUUUAGUCCAGGAGGCAAACUGGACUAUCUUGCAUGUGUCGGGUCGCUGUGAUCCGCGGAAGGUUAUCUGGUUACAGUCUCUGAGGUGGUGGACUCCUUCAACACUUCAAAUCCUCCGCUGGAGAAGGAAGAUUUGGAUAAAACUCGGAUCUUUCCUCUUUUUUCCCUCACUGAGUCACUUUAGUCCUUUUUUUCUGACUUUGCAGCUUGAAGGGAGCAGUUCUUACCUCCCCCAUCUCCCCCCUCCUUCCCCUGUCCUCUCAUCGGUCUGUGAGGACAAUCCAAGAAGCAGCUCUGGGCUUUGCGCAUCUCAUUCCCUGAACUGCGAGGGAGGAUUACAGAUCUACUAAUUUCCAGGUGGACUUUUUUUGAUGGGGGAUAUCUUUGCAUUUUGGAAGAGAAGAAACAUCCAGUGAUAAAAAAAAUAAAUAAAUAAAGGGGGGAGGCAGAGUCCCCUCCUCGCUGACCCCUGAGGGAGGCUUUGGAGCGGGGAAGUCAAGAAAGGCUAGAAGGAGACACUUUUACAAACAUCUAAGGAAUCAGUAGCUUUCUAGAGCUGGAAUGAAGUGUUCUGAUUGGCUGAUUGAAUAUUGAUCAUCAUCGUCAUCAGGAGGAGAACUUGAACCCAAACCUGCUUCGCUGCGAACUGAUCAGCUGACAGAUGAGCGAUGCAAACUGAUGACUGCUGUAUUGGAGGAGGAAUAAAUCAUCUUCUAGGUGAUCCCGCUCAUUGGAGGCAUAAAGAAAGUAUCAGAGUUUCACCUCAUCCGCUUCUGCUUGGAAACCUUUUCCUACUUCAAAGAGGGAUUUUUAUUUCAGGUUUGGAGAUUGGAAGUUAUUUUUAGAGCGGCUCCUUUCACACCACCAUCCCGGACAGGGACAGGAGGAGACGCAGAGGGAGCGCAGGGUCACCUCCUCCGUCCUGGAAGGAGCGAGGAGCGGGACAGACGGAGGAGAGCGCAGCAGGAACGGUGCGUAAAGGAGCGGACUUCAGCUGCCUGAAGGAAAGAGACCAGAUCUGAUCCGGCUGUUCUUCUGUGACAGAACAGCUCACAUCGUUUUGGAAACGAGCAGAGGAAGAUCUUCACAUUUUUAUUCCUUUAAGGCAGUUUUGUGUUUGGAAUCUGUGGACAGAGUCAGAGGUGGAUAUUGCUGCACGUUUUCCUCCAGUUCAGCACCAUCUGCUGCUUUAGGAAAGCAGGAUUACUUUCAUCCACGCGUCAGGUGCCAGCGGAGAAUAGGGAGAUGAAGACGUUAUCUCUCCUUUUCCUUCUCCUCCUCUUUGCCUCGGGAGCCUGUGAUGAUGUCAAGUACAUCAGCAAGAGAAAUUCAGUGGAUGGAUGCAUAGACUGGUCGGUGGAUCUGAGGGAGUACCACGUCCUGGCCGGGGAGCCCGUUCGGGUCAAAUGUGCCUUGUUCUACAGCUACAUACGAACCAAUUAUACCAUGGCCACCAAUGCCAAGCUGCGGCUCAUUUGGUACAAGAACAAAGGAGAUGCCGAGGAGCCUAUCAUCUUCUCAGGUCACAGACUGAGCAAAGAAGACGACUCCAUCUGGUUUAGAUCUGCUGAACUGGAAGAUAACGGAUUCUACACUUGUGUUCUAAGGAACUCUACAUACUGCAUGAAAGUGUCCAUGUCGAUGACUGUGGAGGAGAGCGAUGAGGGGAAAUGCUUUAGCAGCAAAAUCCGGCAUCUGGAGAUGGCCGAGGUAACCCACAGCAAAAUGAUUACCUGUCCUGAUAUAGAGGACUAUCUGGCUCCCUACAAACAACCACAGAUGACCUGGUAUAAGGAAUGUGAGCGAGUGGAAUGGAGGAGCUCUGUUACUGUUAACACCACACAUAUUUGGAUUCCCGAGGUGGAGGAGGGCGACGGGGGGAACUACACCUGUGAAUUGCAGUAUGGAUCAAGACUGGUGCGACGAACAACGCAACUCAAAGUAACAGCCCUGCAGACGACCCAGCCUCCCAAGGUCCUUUUUCCUCCAGAGAGACAAGACACAGUGAUAGAAAUCACACCUGGUAUGCCCCUCAGUCUGGACUGCAAGGCCUUUUUUGGCUACAGCGGGGAAAACAAGAAGCCCAUCAUCAACUGGAUGAAAGGAGAAAAGUAUGUGGAAGAGCUACCAGGACACAUCAAGGAGAGCGAAGUCCUGAUCUUGAGGGAACAUUUAGGUGAGAAGGUAGUGCAGCUGUCCCUGACAUUUGACGCUGUGGAGGAGGCGGAUCUGGCUAAUUACACCUGUUAUGUUGAGAACAACAUCGGGAGGCGCAGCGGGAGUGCAAUACUGCAGAAGAAAGAUAUGUAUCGCCUGGAGCUGGCGGGUGGCCUCGGGGUCAUCUUGCUGUUGUUGGGUAUCCUGACGGCUCUGUAUAAGUGUUACAACCUGGAGAUCAUGCUCUGCUACAGGAGACACUUUGGGAGCGAUGAGACGGAAGACGAUAAUAAGGAGUAUGAUGCCUAUCUUUCCUACACUAAAGUGGAGCUGGACUCUCUGGGCAGGACAAGCAGUGAUGAGGAGACCUUUGCCCUGGAGAUCCUGCCGGACGUUCUUGAAAAGCAUUACGGAUACAAACUAUUUAUACCAGACAGAGAUUUAAUACCCAGCAGUACUUACAUUGAGGACUUGGCGCGCAGCGUGGAGCAGAGCAGACGCCUGAUUAUCAUUUUGACUCCGGAGUUUGUUGCCAAAAGAGGCUGGAGCAUCUUCCAGAUAGAGACGCGUCUCCACUCCAUGCUGGUGACAGGAGAGAUCAAGGUGAUCAUGAUAGAGUGUGCGAACUUGAAGAAUGUCAUCAAUUACCAAGAGGUGGAAGCUCUGAAACAUACAAUCAAGGUCUUAUCUGUUAUCAAGUGGAGGGGUCCAAAGAGCAAUGAGCUGUCCUCCAAGUUUUGGAAGCAGGUGGUCUAUGAGAUGCCGGCUAAACGCAGAGAGACUCUGUCCAGACGUCAGGUAAUGGACUCUGGUGAACAGGGCCUAUUCGGCGACCUACAGACUACUGUCUCCACUAUUGCCAUGACAACCACCUCUGCCUCUCUAGCGCCCCCUAAUGAGAACCGCCAUGGCCAUCAUCAGCAGGUUGCCUUGGCAACGGAGAUCCCUGACUACAACCAGAUGACCUUGCCAUUAGGAGGGGGUCACACCGCUACAGCAGCCCAAAUGCGGCACUUCUGUCGCAGCUACGAGUUCCAGCUUCCUCCACAGCCUUCUUCUAUGUCUCCACCCCUCCCGCCUCCCUCAACGGUGCAGUUCUCCACCCUGGGCCCUGGGGGGCGUCAUGUGUAUUGCAACAUCCCUAUGACGCUGCUUAACGGGCAGGGGUUGAGAGCAGUUCAGUUGGGAACAAGAGGUGUCUCAGAGCAGUACGCUUGGGAAGAAGCCAGACCUCCACCUCAACAGCACGUUCGUACCGCUCACCAGCAGAGAACUAAGCUCUGACAUCUGGUAGAAUCACCGUUCAGGUGCUACCCCUUUACGUUGGUGGGAUGUUUGACUUUGUACAGACCUUGGAGAGUUGAACGGCUCCUUCAAGAAGACCGCCUAAGGACUGCUCUAAAGUGACCUCAUACCACGCUAUGAACAGAGAACCUCAUAUAGAGUGGAUGAGGCAUUUCUGGAAACUUUUGAACUGUACUGGACAGAGAAAGGUUUUAAACGCAGUUAUGUGCCAUGCCAUUGGGGGGAAAAAUGGGAUUGUACACGAUGGCCAUUGGAAGGGAAUGCAACAGCUGACUGACCCACAGUCCUGCAGAGCAGAGAAAGGCUGUUUUGUUUAGACGAAUGCAUGAACAAAAGUAGUAGAGAUGGAUGAAACGUUCUCGAACUCUGGUGAAUAAGUAUUUGCAGACUGUAGGUCUCCAUUGGUCCAGGCAUCUGCCAAGUUGCAUCCCAGACCACCAAAAAAAAAAAAGGGUUUCCUGAUUACCAUUUGUUUUAGGUUUUUUUACCCCAGUUGUCAUGGAAACAUGGAUUCGGGAGGUUCCUGGACUGGAAUCUCAUUCUUUUCCUGAAUGUUGAACAGUGCUCGGGGAAAACCGUCUACCUGCUGUCUACUGUAGGUGUUUUGGACGGAAAGUCGCCCCCCUUAAACCAAGUCAACCUCUUGAAGCACUGCUCUACAGCUAGCACACUGGAUUUGACUCAUCGAAACUGCGUUGGUUGACUUUGAAAUGUUUUUAUACACAAUGUAAACCGUGUAUUUUUUUUUUUCUUCUAGGAAAUGUUCAAAUAAAAAUAGCCAACCGAGUGAGGCGGUUCCAAACAGAACCAAGACUGCUAACCAUCUACAAUCACCUCAUACAGCUGUAAAAGUAUAGAAGCAAACUGAACUUGGCUUCCUCUAUUUGCAUGAACACCCAUUAGAUACAAAAAGAGGAUCUGAUCAGCAUUGGUAAAAGAUGGAGAAAAAAAAUGGCACCAUCAUUUGUUACAUAUGUUUUGUUCGCCAUGGCGUGAUGGUAACUAGGGACAAAAAGAGGGGGGAGGGGGGAUUUGAAUACCUAUCUCAUGUUUCAUUUUAGGGUUUUAUCCUCUUAGAGGUCAAAGGUUUUUUUCACAAAGUUUCGUUUUUAAUGUCCGUUGGUGACGAGAAUCUCUGUACAGCUUUCCAUUACUUCUGUAUAGAUCUGAACAUGACAGUGCUUUGUUCUCUAGAUUAUCCAUUAGCGGAACUGCAGUAAGUCCAUGUGUUCCUGAGGCGUUUUGGUUUAUGUUCUCUUCCUCUUUUAAUGGAUUGAUCGGCCCUCUAAUGGACUGAUGUUUUAAACUCUAGCGCCACCUGUCAGCCAAAGUUGGACCCAGGCCUCUGAAGCCGCUCCCACCUGAGCUGAAUCAAACAUUCUUCUUUUUGAGCUUUAAAGGAAUUAGACUAGACCGCAGUAUUUAAGCAGUGUGGGUAAUGUUUUGACUUCAGACAGAGGUACUGUCAUCGUCUGCAUAGAACCAAUGAAAUUCUGGACCUUUGAGGAUGUUUGAUACAAUAAUUACUUGUAUGAGUUGUUAUAUUCGAUGGCAAUAUACAGUAUAAUAGUUGUUUUUUUUCCAUUUCUGCUCAUUUCUUGGACUAUUCUUUGAAUAUAUUUGUUGACAUUAUUUAACUGAGAGCAAAUAAAAAAUGCAUUAGUUGUUUUA
Cyprinodon tularosa is the source of this 5424-nucleotide messenger RNA. RefSeq names its product interleukin 1 receptor accessory protein-like 2 (gene il1rapl2). The record is from RefSeq and is a predicted model, not a curated record. The transcript is spliced from 19 exons. Gene Ontology annotation, biological process: signal transduction. NCBI's taxonomy places the organism in Eukaryota, Metazoa, Chordata, Actinopteri, Cyprinodontiformes, Cyprinodontidae. The coding region runs from base 1537 to 3732 and encodes 731 amino acids.